CACAUACCCUCGUAUCUUCUCUCGUAACUCACACAUCCCGCACAUAUCGUCGAUCAACAUCUCUCGUUACCACCCAAAACAAAACAACCGCUACCCUCAUCGUCAUUCACGAUGCAGUUCAAUAUCCUCUGCGUUCUGACCCUCCUUGUUGCCUUCGUGGCAUCCGCGGCCGUCCCUGAGGUCGCUCCUGAUGUCACCAGCACUCAUGGAACCUGGUUCGAUGUUGAAGACUUUGACGUGAACGAUUUCAAACUUGCUACUCGUGAUGAAGACGAGUCCAAUUCUGAAUUGGUCAACGAAGACGAUGGUGAAACGGUCGAAAUUAAGGACAAGAGAUGUCAUCGCCGUGUUUGCCGUUAUAGCUCUCAGUGCUGCCACACUGAUACAUGCGUUCUGGGCGCCUGCAUGGGACCUGGAAAGUGGCCUUAAGUGUGAUGCAUGUAUCCUGUCGACAAGUAAGCUUGAUGAUGGCCUGACUUUUAGUUGGCUAUCUGGUGUGCAUCAUGAGUUUAUGCUUGGUUGAUGGUGGUGAAGAGACAAGCUCUAAUUAGUCGACAUGGUUGCUAUUACCUGGAUGGUGUUGUGCUUUCUUUUCAUAUCUGCCAAUCUUUCUCAGCUUAGUCUAUGACACUGAGUGGCUCCUCUAUUUCUUUCGUGUUACUUCCAUCCUCCACUCUUGUUUUCUUUUCUGUGAGUCGUUGUUUGCCGAACAGGGCAAUCGUCACCGUGGACUGAUCUGUUGUCACCUGCUGCGCGGGACGACAUGAGGAACGGACUAUGGAGACUUGAGAGCCUAGUUCUAGCAUUCUCGACGCUUGCUUCUUAAUGACUUGAUAG
Aspergillus neoniger CBS 115656 is the source of this 837-nucleotide messenger RNA. RefSeq lists its product as uncharacterized. The transcript is spliced from 3 exons. The record is from RefSeq and is a predicted model, not a curated record. Bases 112 to 429 code for a protein of 105 amino acids. Lineage: Eukaryota; Fungi; Ascomycota; Eurotiomycetes; Eurotiales; Aspergillaceae.